Styela clava is the source of this 2350-nucleotide messenger RNA. RefSeq lists its product as uncharacterized. The record is from RefSeq and is a predicted model, not a curated record. Gene Ontology annotation, cellular component: nucleus. Gene Ontology annotation, biological process: regulation of transcription by RNA polymerase II. NCBI's taxonomy places the organism in Eukaryota, Metazoa, Chordata, Ascidiacea, Stolidobranchia, Styelidae. Gene Ontology annotation, molecular function: DNA-binding transcription factor activity, RNA polymerase II-specific; RNA polymerase II transcription regulatory region sequence-specific DNA binding.
AAUUUGGAUAGUGUGCUGUACUGUAGGGCUGCCCUGGCGCAAGGAUUCAGUAAAAUGGACAUGUUGUGUGUAAUAUCAGGUAGCCGACUCAUGAGGUUUUUAUAUUUAAAAGGUAUUGCCCGAUUUUGUAUUAUUGUUGUGUAUGUCUUUUUUUGGGGUGUUCUUUGACUCUUUUUGCCACAUUCUCAAAAAUUGCAAUUCCCGUUGAGCAGUCAUCGUCAUGGUCCAAGCUUAUCGGUUCUGUUUACUCCUGUAUUGCUAGUCGCACAAGGUUAUGUUCUUGGGCCAACUUUCUUUUCAAUGUUCAAGAAUUAUACCGUAUGUGACCAAAAUAAAAUUGAUUGAUUGGUUAUAUCAUGGCUAUUGGGUCAUCGAUAUUGGAGUCUGAAACAAAGUGACGUUUUCAAACCUUAUUCACCCCAUUGAUUCGAUCAUAAAUUUUUCUCGACUACAAAGUCUUGCUUAGAAGGUCAGUCAAGUCAAUGUGAUAGCAACUCGCUUAGUAUUUGUAAUGUAGUUUUCUGGUUGAUGGAUAAUGAUAAUAUUUUCUAGAUUAAAUUACAGGCCAAUUAUUCAUUCACUGGAAAUGGAUCGAAUUAAUUUUUUUGAUCUCACAUUUGAUGAUGAAUUUGCAAAACCGGCAUUCAUGCCAGAAAUUAAAGAAGAAAUUAUUGAAGACGGUCUGUCAUUUUUCAAUGAAAAUCAAACUGAAGUUACCAAUAUCUUUGAGAAAAUCAAUUCUCUUUGUAAUCUGGAGGCUGACGACUCUUUUAUAUCCGAAAAUAGAGAUUUAUUUGAUGAACAAAGAAUUUGUUUGGAAAAUAACUAUAUCGAAGAGCUUUUGUUGGGUAAUAAAAGAAAGAAAAAACGUCGAAAGAUACCCCGUAAAUGUGAAGUUUGUGGCAAGAUUUUGACAGAUAGAAGUACAUACUGGAAGCACAAGCAGGUUCAUUUAUCAGAUAAAGCUUAUAAAUGUGAGUUUUGUCCGAGAACAUUUAGUGGCAAGGAAAGUUUAAUUGUGCAUCGGUUUGAACAUACUGGACAAUAUGCUUAUAAAUGCUCCAAGUGCGGUAAACAGUUCCGAAGUCGCUGGGGGCUGACUCUACAUAUUCGAACCCAUACUGGGUAUAAGCCGCAUGGUUGUCACGUAUGUGGGAUGAGAUUUUCUAAUACUGGAGAUAUGGGGAAACACUUGAAGCGACAUUUUGCUGUAAAGUCGUACAAAUGUGAAAGUUGUGGGAAGGAAUUUGUUUCUUCGAAAGAGCUCAAAAUACACUUUAAUAGAGUUCACUCAAAUGAGAGGCUCCAUAAAUGUGACAAGUGUGAUAAAUCUUUCAAAACUAGAGCGGAUAUGUUACGACAUGAAAAGCAUCAUCUUGCUUUGAGAAGCUUUUCAUGCCCAAUCUGUCAAUUUACCUGUUCAAUUAAACAUAAUUUGGAAGCGCAUUUCAAAGUACACUCGAGCGAGAAGUCUUUUUUCUGUGAGGUCUGUGGCAAGCAAUUCAAACGUGCAGGAGAUGUUAAAAAGCAUAUGGCAACUCAUUCUAAUAAAAGACCAUAUCAGUGUAAAUUCUGCGAUAAAACCUACAAAGCUGCUAAACAUUUGAGUGUUCAUGUCAAUCGAGUACACACCGGUACCAGGGACAUUGAAUGCGUGCAAUGCAAAAAGAAAUUUUUCGAUACUGCAUCGCUUAAAAAUCAUAUUAAGAUACAUAUUGGCAAAAAGCGAUUUUCAUGUGAAGUAUGCAACAAACGUUUCCUAGUGAAACAUAAUUUAAUAACACAUGAACGAGUGCACACUGGAGAAAAACCAUUCAAAUGUAGAAUUUGUGGACAACGUUUCACGCAAAUGCCGAAUAGGGCACGUCAUGAAGAAAGACAUAUAUUGAAAAAUACAGGCUUAAAAUCUUUUUCAUGCAAAAAAUGUGAUAGGUCAUUUUUAACUAAAGACUAUCUAAAUCAUCAUUCUGUGAUUCACUCUACUGAAAAACCCUUUUCAUGUGAUUUUUGUGGAAAAUUGUUUCAUUUCAAGACUAACUUGGAAAUUCAUCUUAGAGUUCACACAGGAGAAAAACCGUACAAAUGUGAAGCAUGCGGGAAGUCAUUUUCUCAGCACAGCUCUUGGAAACAUCAUGUCAAAGAAAAUGUGUGUGCAAAAGAUGUGCAUAUGUAAGCAAAAUUUAAGUCUUUCAAUGAAUUUUUUUAACACAAAGUGGACUGAUGGAUCGUUAUGGCUAGAAGCAGUGAUGGGAUUCAAAUUUUUCGUCGGCCUGUUCCUUCACAAAAGUCAUAUUUUUCAGCCGGUUCUGUUUCAAACAAAACAUUGACAGUAACCAGUAAUGCUAACCGG